Messenger RNA from Phyllopteryx taeniolatus (common seadragon), 7185 nucleotides. RefSeq names its product proline-rich protein 36-like. Gene Ontology annotation, biological process: negative regulation of transcription by RNA polymerase II. NCBI's taxonomy places the organism in Eukaryota, Metazoa, Chordata, Actinopteri, Syngnathiformes, Syngnathidae. Gene Ontology annotation, molecular function: methyl-CpG binding; chromatin binding; double-stranded methylated DNA binding. The transcript is spliced from 5 exons. Gene Ontology annotation, cellular component: nucleus; heterochromatin. The record is from RefSeq and is a predicted model, not a curated record. The coding region runs from base 3480 to 5474 and encodes 664 amino acids.
UGCACAGUAAACUAGUGUUGGGGACGAUAAACUGAUGCAACUGGAUAUCCAUUAGUAAAGGCAAGAGAUAGAGAUAAUAAGAGAUAGAGACUGUAUCCGUAGCAGACUCCAUAAUCGAUACAAAAUCUGACAGGAAUCCUUAGCUAUAUCGAUUGUAGGACUCUGGACCGGAUAUCGCGAGUCUAGGAAUCGGUUGCCCGAGUCUUUACAAUUCUCAUCUCUUAAAACAAGCAUGAGAGCUCUUGUGCUGUGCGCCACGGAUGUAACGUUAUGGUUACAACCAAAAACAGCAGUGGUGGGAACGAGCGACACUACUAGUUUCACUACAUUUCUCCCUAGUUGUAAACAUUGAAUGCAACGUCACAUUAAGGACUUUAUCUCAAGUCCGCCGUCGAUACGGGGCCGGUGGCGAAAUGAGCGCUGCAGAUUGUAAACAUACAGACAAUAUUGCAAAGGUGGGUGCAGCUCGGCAAUUCCCAUGGGCUAUAUAUAUACCUCAGCAAACUAAUGUUUCUUCUCGAGCCCAUUCAAUCCACUUAAAGAUUCCAGUGUUGGUAGACUUUGCAACCUCAAAAGGAAACUACAGGGAGGACACACAGCCAGGUACUAUUUGUCCCAAAGCUAACACAACAAUCGCCAGUCAAGCUGAACUCGUCUUCACGACUUAAAGUUCAUAAAGUCAUCCAGCACUCAGCAAGCAGUGUGAUUGUUAAAAAAAAAAAAAGCAUUGCGUGUGUACACUGGCGCUCCUAGAUUGAGGGGCACCGUGUGCCAGACCCGGGCUCUUAACUAUUGUUUGUUUGUGUAGAAAAUAAAUACACCACAACAAAAUAAAUUGUUGUGGUGUAUUUAAAUAAAUAAUUUGAUAUUUGAAAAUAUAGAUAUAUAAUAUAUUUUAGUUUAUUUUUUUACAGUGCCAUACAGCAAAAAUUCUCAGCGAGAAGUGGUCUUUUACAUGUUUGAAAAUAGUGUUAGACAAAUGUCAUUUUAUAGAAUUCAGUUAAGUCAAGUUAAAUCAAGGUUUUUUUAUGAUUAAUGUCUCAACAAAUGUUAACCAUCACACUGUUUCCGCACCAAAUCGAAUUGUAUCGAAUAAUCGCAUCGCUCCCAAACUGAACCAAAUCGUAUCGUUCUGCCCUUAAAGAUAUUUUUUAAUUGAAUUGUAACCUGUGUAUCUAGUAGUGGUGCUCCGAUCGAUUGGCCACCUAUCAUGAUCGGCCGAUUUCCGUAAAAAACACAUGAUCAGCGCUUUUCUAUCGAUGCCUUUCAUUGGCGAUCACAAAAUCAAUCACCCACAGCUCGUACCUUGCAGCGUACAGAGAAUAUGUGCAGUGUAGCGCAAGGCUGGGCUGUGCUGCUAUAGCACUUGAUCUACACCAUCACAGUGCCCAAAGCGCUUUACAAAGCCUCACAUUCACCCACUCACACACACAUUCAUAGACCAAUGGGCGACUGCUGCCAUGCAAGCCGCUGCCAGGCCCACUGGGAGCAAAUUAGGGUUCAUUAGGGUGUCUUGCCCAAGGACAUUUCGACAGCCGUAGCCGGGAUUUGAACCAGUGACCCUUCGGACGACAUACCGACUGACCUGCUCCUACCUACUGAGCCACAGCCACCCAAUCCAAAUUUUAGCAUGCUUUCAGCUGUUGACAACCCAGUUGGAGUUUACUGUAAAACUAAACGCACAACAAAAAUAAUUACCCUCAUUUUAUAUUAAAAUACAAGAUAUCAUUUUAGAGGCGGCACGGUGGACGACUGGUUAGAGCGUCAGCCUCACAGUUCUGAGGACCCGGGUUCAAUCCCCGGCCCCGCCUGCGUGGAGUUUGCAUGUUCUCCCCGUGCCUGCGUGGGUUUUCUCCGGACAAUCUGGUUUCCUCCCACAUCCCAAAAAACAUGCAUUAAUUGGAGACUCUAAAUUGCCCGUAGGUGUGCAUGUGAGUGCGACUGGUUGAUUGUUUGUAUGUGCCCUGCAAUUGGCUGGCAACCAGUUCAGGGUGUACCCCGCCUCCUGCCCGAUGACAGCUGGGAUAGGCUCCAGCACGCCCGCGACCCUAGUGAGGAGAAGCGGCUCAGAAAAUGGAUGGAUGGAUGGAUAUCAUUUUAGAAAUCGCCAGCUUAAGGUUAAUGAAAAACCUUAUUGACGGGCUAGCUAAUAUUAGCAUUUGAUUACAGGAGGGAUUUACCUUUAAAUAUUGAACAUUCACACAAAAACGCUGUUGUAGCAGAUACAGACAGUUAAUAUAACAAUACUCACGGGCAUAUAUUCUUCCUAAACUGUGAAAAAUGUGUUUUUUUUUAAUUAUAACACGACCUUCUUCUACUCUUUUUGGUUUGUUUUUUGUUUUGGUUUUUUUUAUCUUACAGUGAACGAGUAGCUCCAUACAUGGACCGCACCUUGCCCUUAAGAGGCCAAGGCGUGCACAGCAAGAACAGUAGAUAGUCAUUGACUGUAUAAAAAGACAACACUUUUUUUUUUUCUGACUGUGAUAUGAAACCAAACUAAACUUUUCUUGUUGUAGGUCAAUUAGGAUUACAAAAAAUAUCUGUUAAAUGCCAGAAUAAUGAAGAUUAUUUAUUUUUUGGAUGCAUAUGAUAGUCAAUACAGUAAUGACUAAAAACAUUGGCACAUUUUUAGCCAUGACUAUUUUUCUUUGUUUUUUAGAUUUCUAUUAUUUUAAUAUAUUAAUAUUAUACUUGUUACUAAUUCAUUUUCUGGUUGUUCUUUUAAGUUAUAUUAAAAUUGUAGUUUUCGUAGUUAAAUAACUACAAAGUUGUAAAAUAAAUGAAUAAUAAUGUUUAUUAAUCAUGAUUUCAAUAUCAAUCAAAAUAAUCGUGAUUAUUAUUUUGUGCCAUAAUCACCCAGUCUUAGUGUAGCAUCGCUCUUUACUGCACAGGCGCGGAGCACCUGCAAAGCAAACCCAAACAAACACGGCAUAUAAAAAGAUGAUAUCGCCAAUACCACUCACCAUAAAUAAAUUGAAAAAUGUACAGCUAAUCCAUAUGAACGGUAUCGGCAGUGAUUGGCAGAUCUCACUCAUGGAUGAUUGGUAUCAGAAUCCGCACCAUAAAACCCUGAUCGGCGCACCCCUAGUAUCUAGAUAUGUAUCAAAUCGACGUCAUGCCAGAGAUUCCCAGCCCUGCUGUAAACAUGGUAAACAUGGUCCAUUCUGUUAUUGCGUGUAUGAGCCAUGAGCUUUUCUUUUGCGGCAAAGCUCGGACGGAAAGGCCUUCCGGUCAAAGGUGGAGCUCAUCGCUUACUUCCAGAAGGUCGGUGACACCACGACUGACCCCAACGAUUUUGACUUCACCGUGACUGGACGUGGCAGCCCCUCCCGUCGUGAGAAGAAACCUCCCAAGACACCAAAAGUGGUCAAACCGUCUGGUAGAGGCCGCGGAAGGCCCAAAGGGACCGUCCACAGCCGCUCCCUCGGGUUUGAAGAAGCACGCAACGCAGGCCAUCCGGAUUUGUCGGCAGUGGAAAGAUGCGUCAGGCUACAGAGGGUGUGGCCAUGAAGCGCGUGGUUGAGAAAUCUCCUGGGAAACUGUUGGUCAAGAUGCCACGCAGCAAGGUGGAGUCCACCAGUGAGACCACACCCACCACUUCAAAGGUGUCAUCUCCUGCCCUGCCGUCAGUCAAGUCCCGUCCAGGCAGGAAGAGGAAAUCAGAAAAGGAUCUUCCUGCCCCUUUGAAGACCACACCCAAAAAACGUGGCAGGAAACCAGCCUCAGCUUCAGCAGCAGCCACAGCUGCAACGCCAUCUUCCUUGUCAGCAUCAACCUCCAGUAUGUCAGUAGCAGGGGGCUACACCGCCGCCGCCAUCAUGGCCGCUGAGGCCAAGCGCAGAGCCACCAAGGAGUCUUCCAGCAAACCUGGCGUCCAGGAAACAGCCCUACCAAUCAAAAAACGCAAAACGAGAGAGACAAUUGAGGAGAGAGAGACUGUUCCGACUCCAGGAUCUAGCACCACAGAGCCUGGCAAAAUGGCACCCUCCGAGGGGGAGGCUGGUACAAAGGAGCCAACACAAACUUCCCAGGUUCACCUUGCCUCUUUGGAGGGGAGCCAGUACCAAUCUCAGAGGCAGCUUUUUGCUUCCCAAGAAAGUCACUCACAUGGACAUAAGACACACAAAGGAAGGAAGCACAAGGAGAAGAGUGGAGCAGCAGGAAGUCAAGAGGAGGAAGUGACUGAAGAUGUUGACGAAAAGGCAGGAAGAGGAGGAAGGAGUCGAAGCAGUAACACAAGUCCUUCCAAAAGCCAUAAAAGGAAGGAGCGAUCCCCACACAAACACCAUCAUCAUCAUCACCACCAUCAUCGCCAUCAUCAUCGCCACCAUCAAAGCUCUCUUUUGGAUCAUCCUCACUCAGCAUCUGGAUACUCCAGUGAGUCCAAACUGAAAACAGAGCUAUACACUGAAUCCCAGUCCGCUGUCCCCAAACCACCACCCCUGUCACACUCCUUGCCUCAACCCUGUCCCCUGCAGGCCCUCCAGACCCCAUAUCAAGGUCAGAGCAAAGCCCCGUCUCAACUUACAAUUACUCAGUCUUCUCCCAUCAGACAUCCACCCCCUCAGCCAAGCCCUUUAAAAACACCACCCUCGGUCCAACACAAAACUCGGCUUACAAUUCAGCAUGCUCCACCUCUGUCACACCUGCAGGUCUCGCAGGUUCAGCACCCCCAGACAAGCAAUCUUCAUGAGCAAACCCAGUCCCCAGUAACACUCCAACCUCAAACUCAAACCAGACCCCCCUUUCAGACUCAACCACGUCCUCAACCCCAAGCUCUGACCAGGACCCACCACGCAGCUGAGCCGCAAAUACAGCCCUGCACCACGGCCCAACCCCAUCUACAACACCAGUCCAGGACCCCUGCCCAAACCCAGUUCUUGUACAGUCCCCCCACACAGACUCAGUUUAGAUCACAGCCCCCUAUCCAGAUAAGCCCUCCUUUGGAACACCAGCUUCACAUUCAAAGCAGACCACAACCCCCGCAGGCCCGAGCACCACUACAUUUUCAACAGAUUCAACCACAGCCGCCCAGGCCCCACCCGCAACAACCCCCACUACAACAACUAUCUCUCCGCAUGGCCAGUAGACCCAACCUGGCCUCAGCUCAACAGAGCGAGCAGCCUCAAGACCUCAGCACCACACCCACCACUCGCAGCGUGGAGGGGAGGCCCAGAACCGAAGUACAAGUCGAAGCAGGACUUGUUUCAGAAAGCAAAGACACAAUUGGGGGUUCAAACAGCACCGCGAAGCCUCCCAGCUCAAUGCGAGCCGAUCCCCCCGGAAGAGCAGGGACGGAAGAUUGUGUCGGUCUCGUGUCUGGGGUGGAAGGCCGAGCUCGGCUACGAGUGGAUUCGGAGGUGGGGGGCGAGGGCAGGGAGCUCAGAGACAUGGUCCCCCCAUCUGCAGUUCCCUGUCCCAGCCGAGAGGAAACGGUCGAGUCUCGGACUGCUGUCAGCGAAAGGGUCAGCUGAUCAGUGGGCGCGGUGAGGAAGUGGAUUGCUCCAUUAUUGUGGACUGAGGUGGUACCAGUGAGGGCUCUUCCUCCAUCUUUGUGCACUGUUGCUCCACGGAAUAACGUUUCUCUUUUUGUCAACGAUCUGAGCGCCGAGCUAGCACUGACAAUGACUGAGGAGAAGGACAGAUGGUGUCAUUUUUUUAGGGAAAAAAAGGAAAAUAUAGAUUUAAAGUGUAUAUGUGUGUGUGUGUCUAUGCGUGUGUGUGUGUGUACAUCAUCAAAAGGCAGCUGUUGCGUCCCGCUCAUUCGGGUGGGGUAAGGGGGGAGCAGUUUGGAACUAAUAACAAACAGCUAAGGACAGAUUAUCUCCAACAAAAUGUCGCUUCCGGGAUAUAAAAUGUUUAUUUUAUUUUGUAUUUUAAUAGUUUGUUUCAUCUCUACAGCUUUAAGGUUUGUAAUUAACUGACACUCCCAAGCAUGUGACUGCUGCUGACUGACACUCCUUUUAGUUAAGUCACAUAUUCAAAAACUCCCAACUUACUUGACUUCUCUCCUCUUCCAGUGCCCCAGACUAGUAGCCAACAGGUCUGCACUUAGUCCAAACACUUGAAUUUCCUGAACGCGCUGACAAGUACUGGAAUCUUUCGGACUGACAUUCAAACAGACUCUCAUCUUCGAUUAGACAUGAGUCGUUCUUCCAUCUUGGUUGUGUUUCCAGAGGAAGUAUGUAUUCUGUAAAAGCGAAAUCUCUUCACCUUGAUUCUGGUCCCAAUGGGAAAGCAAGCUAAUGAUUACUAUUGGAGUCAUCUUUGUCUUGAGUGUUCUGGAACAGUCGCUGGAAGGUUCGGAAGUAGAGGUCCAUCAUACCGUUUUGCCAGAGGAGCUAAACACCUGUUAUGGGAAGUUGUGAAUUCUACAACUUAACCAUUCUGAACACAGUUGGAUGAUUGAAGCGGGAUAUCUACUGAUUACUUAAUGUGCACACAUCACAGUGUUUGCUUGUAGAUCUGGGGGUGGGGGGCGGUUAGCCAGAACUUUCACUCACAGACCCUUCCGACGGUAAAAGUGGCCACAGGUGUUUCUGUGAUGUAUUGUCUUCCUAAUGUCUUGCGAUGAUAAACUAGUAACAGCGCUAAGAGCUUUUCCCAUAUUUUUUCACUCACACUCUCGUCUUUGUAUCCUCUCAGGAUAUAUUAGAUGUUUUGUCAUUGGUCAGACCACAGGAGACAGUUUUAUUUUAAACAGAUUAAGUACAUGACUUCUCUUGCCCCAAAGAUCGCCUCGUUCAACGGGAAGAGUGGCCCUAACGAGCUGUUUUGUCGCAAGAUGAGUGAACGACUCACUGGUAUGCAGGAUGGUUGUUUCACAAACCACACUGGGCAGCAACAACCAACGCCCAAUUGUUGACUACCCCAGGGAACACGCCGACUGAGGCAUAAAUAGAGGGACUCCACACUGGAAAUUUAAAACUGAAGAAGCCUUUUGGAUUAAACGUCUUCAACAAACAAGAACAGUCCAGUUUCCUUGAUACAACAUUUGCAGCUUGAUGAACAUACAGUACAGGACAGUACAGUACUCGGAAAAAAUGCUAGGAGGUGGCGACGUAGGAAAAGUGCACUUCGCUGGAGAAUCUUCUCGCUGGAUUGCAGGUCACCUGACGUUGACCCAAGCUCACCUCUGCGUUUGCGGCAUUUGGUUUCCGCAAGCCCCUUAGCUGGCCGAUGUCA